Messenger RNA from Amaranthus tricolor (Joseph's coat), 1198 nucleotides. RefSeq names its product photosystem I chlorophyll a/b-binding protein 5, chloroplastic. The coding region runs from base 285 to 1076 and encodes 263 amino acids. Gene Ontology annotation, cellular component: membrane. Lineage: Eukaryota; Viridiplantae; Streptophyta; Magnoliopsida; Caryophyllales; Amaranthaceae. The record is from RefSeq and is a predicted model, not a curated record. The transcript has 6 exons. Gene Ontology annotation, biological process: response to light stimulus; photosynthesis, light harvesting in photosystem I.
ACCUACUACUUUCUUUUAAUUUCAUUCAUAUAUUUUGACUCUCUUUUAAUUCAAAUCACGAUAAUUUAUUCUCUCUUUUUAUUUAUUAUUACUUUUUUAUCACUUUCUUAAAAAUUCAUAUUUUUCUCCACGAAACAAUUUUAUGAGGACAAAUGAGUAAUUCACGUAUAGAAUGGUUAGCAAUGAACAUUGUGUAGAUAAGUAGGGCCCAUAAUAUAUCUCAUUGUUACCAAGUACCAAGCAAAUCAAUGUAAGACUCAAUAGCUUGAAACAAAGGCCUAAAAAUGGCUGUUACAUUAACAAAAUGCUUCCUUCAAAGACUACCUUGUAGCCUUAAUAAUUCUUUAUCUUUUUCAACGAACAAGCUCUACAAAUCUUCAUCAAGACUUUUACAGCCAUUUCCCGCCGUUGGAUCAAGUAGAUCAGUUUUUAUCAAAGCUCAAGCUCGUCAAACAUGGCUACCUGGCCUUGACCCUCCUCCACACCUUGAUGGAAGUUUGGUUGGAGAUUUUGGGUUCGACCCGCUUGGACUAGGAGAGGAUCCAGCUAGCUUGAGAUGGUAUGUACAAGCAGAAUUGGUUCAUGCCCGUUUUGCUAUGGCUGGUAUUGCUGGUAUUCUUUUUACUGAUCUACUUAGAACUACAGGAAUAAGCAAAUUACCAGUCUGGUAUGAAGCAGGUGCAACCAAAUUUGAUUUUGCUAGCACAACAACUUUGUUAUUUGUUCAAUUAAUUUUAAUGGGGUUUGUGGAAAUGAAAAGGUAUAUGGACUUUAUUACCCCUGGAUCACAAGCACAAGAAGGUUCUUUCUUUGGCCUUGAGCUGGCAUUCAAGGGCCAAGAACCUGGGUAUCCAGGUGGCCCGAUACUAAAUCCUCUUGGUCUAGCAAAGGAUAUAAAAAAUGCGCGUGAUUGGAAGCUCAAAGAAAUAAAAAACGGAAGAUUGGCAAUGAUAGCAAUGCUAGGCAUAUUUGUGCAGGCUUAUGUAACACAUUCUGGGCCAAUUGAGAAUCUUGUGGAGCACCUUUCUGAUCCAUGGCAUAACACUAUCAUUCAAACACUCUCUACCACUACUUAAUUUUAUCUCUUUACUUUGAAGAUUUAAUUUUAUGUAACAUUGUUAUUAAUUGCUACUCAAAUUAAGUAUUUUUUAUUGGUUGUGAUUUCGAUCUCGUUGUUGAUAUAAGGGCAAUAUUGCUA